AUGCCAAGACACCAACUCAAGCCGCCCGGCCCUGACGCAGCUCGACAGCCAGAGAACCAGCGGCGGCACCGCGCUCGAACGAAUCUUUCAAGCAAAUCAAAAUCUUUGACAGCCGAGGUCAACCGGCUGCAUGGCCUCAGCAUCCCCUCAAGAGCAGGGCCCAGAUUCCCCCGGCUUUCCAAGGACACGCUUCAAAUUCUAAGCAGUUCGUUUCACCAAGCUGAUGGUCUUAUCCCUCCAAGCCCCUGCGGCACCGCCCCGAACCAGAGCACAGCCGCGGCGGCUCCGGAACAGGUUCAAUUUGCCAGCACACAGACUAUGAUCGACUGUCCUCUCCUCCCAGCCCCAGGAGCGGGCGAGUCGACGAUUCCCUGCCAGAACGCCUAUCUGAUCAUAAAGGAGCGAAGCUCGCCAGAAUUCGACCUUUCGGCCGCGAACGAGUGGCUGAUGCCAGAAUUUCGCAGGGCCAUUGCCACCGAGACCGGAUGCCCUCUGUCAGCACUCGGCGGCUGCCUACCUAAAAGCAUGUCCCACCACAACCCCCUCGGCCACAUUUCCAUUGGCGUGCGCAACUACGACAUCGCCAAGGUCUUUUACACGGCGGUCCUGGCUCCUCUCGGCCUGCACCUGGUCUACGACAGCGAGGUCUCGACCCCGGGAACCAAGAAGAUCCGCACGCUCGGGUACGGCCCCAACGCGAAACAUGAGCUCGUGAACAUAUUCGAGUUCGGCGAUGACGCGUCGCCUCCGGGGCCGGGGUUCCACUUGGCCUUCGACGCGCCGUCGAGGGACGCGGUGGUCGAGUUCCAUGCCCAGGCGAUGGCGGCCGGCGGGACGGACAAUGGGCUGCCGGGGGUGAGGAAACAUUACGGGGCCAACUACUUUGCUGCGUUUGUGGUGGAUCCGGAUGGCUGGCGGUUGGAGGCCGUCUGCAAGGAGUAGGACUGCUGGACGGUAAAAGCAGAGACAGGGCGACGGGGGUCGCUGCUCGAGGUCGACGAGUGUGAAAGAAGGUGAGACGAAGAGGGUUAAUUGAAGGGACUCGGAGCUAGGAGAAGAGCGAGGCCUGAAAUGCCGCUCAAGUUGAUGGCUUUAGGCGGACGCUCAGGGACAUUGCCCUCGUAUCCUCGGUCGGCGGAAUGAUGUGCUUUGCUUUGCCGGGUUGAUCAUUCCAGAUGGCUGCAUUUCAGAAUGCCAGGACAUGUCUACAUUAGACAGGCAGGUUCGUAAUGAGGCCUACACUAUCAUCACCAAUGGCAGCAAGCUCGAAACAACAGGCAUUGGGGUCCCGAGGUAGUGUUCGCUCGUGUGGUUGCCUGGUGGAUAAGUGAAUAGUAACAUUGGGCGUGCCAAGUUGUCACACUUGUGAUGGCCAUGCGCCACGUCUGGGAAGUUGACUUUCUCACGAAUCUGAUAACGGGUAGCAG
Messenger RNA from Parathielavia appendiculata, 1427 nucleotides. RefSeq names its product Glyoxalase/Bleomycin resistance protein/Dihydroxybiphenyl dioxygenase. The coding region runs from base 1 to 942 and encodes 313 amino acids. Lineage: Eukaryota; Fungi; Ascomycota; Sordariomycetes; Sordariales; Chaetomiaceae. The record is from RefSeq and is a predicted model, not a curated record. The transcript is spliced from 8 exons.